AUGGUUUGUCAAGUGCAGUCAGCAGAUUUUUGUAACCUGAAAACCCAAUACAAAAUCAAUGCAAAAAGCGUUUCUUAUGGGAUAUUUCCGACAUACCUUAAAUUUGGUUGGCUUAGGCAGCAUAAGGUGAAUCCCAUCUUAAAGAAGCAGAUUCUAAGAGAUGUCAACUGUGAAGUGACACCAGGAGAAAUCACGGCGAUUGCUGGUCCAAGUGGUGCUGGCAAAACGACAUUGAUUGAGGUUCUUGGGGGAGUUAUCCCUCCCUGCCGGCUCUCGGGUGAAGUGCUCGUCAAUGACCGGCCAAUGAAUACAACUUUUUUCCGGCGAGUCUCGGGAUACGUAACCCAAGAAGAUUUACUAUUUCCACUUCUUACAGUCGAAGAAACCCUCCUUUAUAGCGCCCGUUUACGGCUUCCUGGUCGCCUCGAUAAGUCGAAAGCUCGAGUCCAAGAUUUGCUUGUGGAGCUAGGGUUAUGCAAUGUGUCCGGUGAAAGAAUCGGUGGCGACAACCACCGUGGAAUUUCCGGCGGCGAAAAACGCCGGGUGUCGAUCGGUGUCGAUCUGGUUCAUGAUCCAUCCGUACUUCUAAUGGACGAACCCACUUCAGGACUCGAUUCGGGUGCAGCUCUUCAACUCAUCUCAAUGCUCCACUCAAUGGCUAAAAAUCACCAUAAAACCAUUGUUUUAACAAUCCACCAACCUGGGUUCCGAAUUCUCGAACUAUUCGAUAAAAUCGUGUUAUUAGCAAAUGGAACCAUGGUUCAUCAUGGUUCACUCAACUCCCUUGAGCACAAGCUCAAGUCUGCGGGCCAUGACAUCCCUCGCCAAGUCAAUGUUCUUGAGUUUUCGAUAGAUGUGAUCGAAACCCUAAUCCCGGAUGUGAUGGAAACAGUUAUCCCAGACAUGAACGAACCAAAACCACAAUUCAGUGGCAUAAAUCAAGAUUAUCAUUUACAGUAUGUGAACUGCCUACCCAUUGAGAUAGCAAUACUGAGCGAGCGAUUCAUGUACAACAUUUUCCGAACGAAACAGCUUUUCAUCGGGAGUAUUCUCCAAGGUUUGUUAGUAGGGCUUUUAUUCGGGAUGCUCUUUAAAGACAUUAACCGAUCUCACACCCAAACUCAAAUUGGGUUUUUCGCAUCCAGUGUAGGGUAUUUGCUCUAUACAUCAUCUCAAGCUAUCCCAAUUUUUUUUAAUGAAUGCCGGAUUUUAAUGCGGGAAAUAUCUACUGGUGCCUACCGGAUUUCUUCCUACACAAUUGCAAAUACUCUCGUUUUCCUCCCGAUUCUUUUCAUUGUGGCGUUGUUAUUUGCUAUCCCAACUUACUUGCUAGUUGGGUUACGUGCCGAUUUAGACGGGUUUUUUCUAUAUUUGCUAAUCGUUUGGUUGACUUUAUUGAUGUCCAAUUCUUGUGUGUCUUUAUUUAGUGUACUUGUGUCGAAUUUUAUGAUGGGGGUCUCGUCUGUUGCAAUACUAAUGGGCACAUUUUCUUUGUUUUCGGGGUUUUUCAUAGUGAAUGAAGAUAUACCGAAAUAUUUGAUGUUUAUGCACCAUUUGAGCUUAGUUCGGUACCCGUUUGAGUCUUUGUUGUUAAACGAGUUUGGGGGGUCGAAGGGAAGAUGGAGGUGUCUUCAGCGGUCUGAUGGUGGGUGUUUGGUUUCUGGUGAAGAGUUCUUGAAGAAUGAGAAUUUGAAGGACGUGCAAAAAUGGUAUAAUUUGGGGAUGAUGGUGGUGUUUAUCAUUGGGUACAGGUUUCUUUCGUUCAUGGUGUUGUGCUACAGAUCUUACAGGAGCAGAAACUAA
Molecule: messenger RNA, 1803 nt
Organism: Lactuca virosa
Lineage: Eukaryota; Viridiplantae; Streptophyta; Magnoliopsida; Asterales; Asteraceae
Source: the annotation of a GenBank genome assembly